Messenger RNA from Funneliformis geosporum, 1299 nucleotides. The record is from the annotation of a GenBank genome assembly. Lineage: Eukaryota; Fungi; Glomeromycota; Glomeromycetes; Glomerales; Glomeraceae.
AUGAAAAUAGUUAAACGAUGGUCUCGUCAAAUACUCAAAGGACUGAUAUACCUUCAUUCACAUAAUCCACCCAUUAUUCACCGCGACAUCAAGUGUGAUAACAUCUUCAUCAAUGGCGCACACGGUGAAGUAAAAAUUGGUGACAUGGGAACCGCCAAGAUGAAGUUGGGAAAAAAGUAUACCGUCAUCGGAACUCCCGAGUUCAUGGCACCUGAAAUGUACGAAGAAAAAGGUUAUAACGAAAAAGUCGAUAUCUAUGCGUUUGGCAUGUGUCUUCUAGAAAUGGUUACUGGCGAAUACCCUUACGGAGAAUGUAAGAAUGCAGCACAGAUUUAUAAAAAAGUUUCUCAGGGUAUAAAACCGGAAAGCUUAAAAAGAGUACAAGACUCCGAAGUUCUCGAUUUGAUAAACAAUUGUUUAACUCCGGAAAAUGAGAGAUUCACUGCACAACAAAUAAUGGACCAUCCUUUCCUUACUGUCGAACCAGAAGUGGUGUUAAUUAAGGCAGAUGAUAAAAAAACUCAAUUAACAUUACAAGUCGUCUUUAAAGGAAUGGAUAAGCUAUCGGUGAAAUUUGAGUUCAACGUGGAAAGAGACACAGCAGAAGAAGUUGUUAACGAAAUGAUAGAGGAACAGGUUCUUCCAGAGAAGUACCAACAAUUGAUUACUCAUGAAAUAAAUCGUAUUUUACGGGAUAUCAAUAAGCAAUCAAAUGAAGACGAUCCAAAUAAAGAAGAACAUAAAACACCAUGGCCAAGUCAAGCUGGUACGGCGACAUUUCACGGUGGAAUGUCACCACAUUUGACUCCUCAUAAGUCCUCUCAUGGUCCGUCUCCUACGCCAAUUAAUUUAGAAAUCGAUAGUCCUAAUGGAACUAUUACACAAUCAUAUCCUGUACAGCCAACUAUAAUGCCAACGGAGUCUCCACGAAAAAAUUCAAUUUCUGUCGCACCACCGCAUGAAUGGUCCGAUUAUGAAGAUACAAUUCCAGCUAAAGAAUAUCCGGAUGGUACUCCAAUUAAUCAAUUUGUUAAUGACACUGCCACUGCAAUCAACCGAAACGCGGAUAAGGCAAAUGAUUGGUCGGAGAAGUUAAAAAGUCAGGACGUUCUGUCUGUUGGCGAUUUACGUGCACUAACAGACCAAGAUUGGACACAAAUUGGAUUAACAGUCUUUGCGAUACGUGCUCUUAAGAAUGCCUUACAUGGUAAGACAUUACGCAGCCCACAUAUUGUUCCUAGGACAAAUAGUGCAGCCAGCACAAGUACAAGUGGUGGAGAGGAAAACCCACAGGAAUGA